This is a messenger RNA of Ylistrum balloti, 2544 nucleotides long. RefSeq lists its product as uncharacterized. The coding region runs from base 1 to 2544 and encodes 847 amino acids. Lineage: Eukaryota; Metazoa; Mollusca; Bivalvia; Pectinida; Pectinidae. The transcript has 18 exons. The record is from RefSeq and is a predicted model, not a curated record.
AUGGCACAAAUUCUAGCGGAAUCGCCCAUUGGACAUGGACGGUUUAUACAACCACUUCCGGCAGUCCGCGAACAAUCCAAACUGUCGGAUGUUCCGUCUAUGAAGAAUAUGCACCAAAGAAAGAAGUCACGAACGCGGCGGGACUCUAUGAUAAGUCUUCUCCGACAGGAUUUAAAAGAUGUAGAAUCUCUCCCGGCUAUUCGGAAGUAUCGGUAUUCACUAGACAGUGCAAUGGAUGAUGACCGAGGCGAUGUUUUCACUUCCUUAAGUACAAGCCGUAUUCACCGAAGAAGAAGCUCAUUUUUCGAUAGAUCUGCAAUUCGUCGCCGCUCGUCGACCAAUUCCGAUGGUGCGGGCGAUAUACAAGUGACAGAGUAUGAAAUGAAAAAAAUAGCAAUGCUUCAAUCGCUGAAUUCAAUGGGCGUGCAGCUUCCGGAUAAGAAAAUGAAGCGCAAGAUUUCUGAAGCUGAAGUAGCGAUGUAUGAGAGUCUUGCAUUGAAAAAGAAAACAAGUCUGACGACGAGGAUGUUAGGGUUUUCAACAGAUAGAAGUACAAGACCGCGUCGCCGAAGUCGAUCAAAAGAUCGGACAUCACAGUCAACACCGGUGAAAACACCAGAACCAAGCCAGGAAAACAAAGAAAAGAUGAAACAAGUUGUUGACAUAAUGAGAAAGAAAUCCAAUUCCUCUCCUGUAACGGUUCCUGGACAGAUAAAACGGCCAUCUUUAACUGGAUCUGAGCCUGGCUCCGAGGUUAUUAAUAAUUUCCGACGAAGGCUGAUUCGGAAAAGAAAGGGGAGGCCAUAUCAAAGGUUUAGAAGCCUAGCCAGAUUUCUUGUUGUACUUUUACGAGCCUGGAGAAUUCACUCACAAUCAGUUGGUGAAAUACUCGGAAAAUUCGACACGCUGGAUGCCAUGACAAAUACAGCAGGGGCCUCUAACCUGCUGUUUGACAUCACCGAAUUCAAGGCAUCAAAACAGUCCAGUGUGUCGAACGAAACAAGAAGAAUACUUGAGAAACGACCUAAAGAAAGGAAAGAGGACGAGAUCCACUAUUUACAGACAGCACUAAGGAACUACAAAUCCAUAGCUGAGUACCCAGUGAGGAUGCAAAAACUCAUCGCACAAAGGGGCUGGCUUGAGUCAUACGACGCAAAACGAGUUAUCAUAAGAGAGGGUCACAUCGCUCGUGGGUUUUACUUCAUACUGACUGGUGCAGCUGUCGUCUCGAUGUUGGAUUCUAAGACCAAGCAAGCAAAGACAGUGCUUUUUCUGAACCGUGGUGACAGCUUUGGGGAACAAGCGAUUAUAACGCAGUCCUUACGACAAACUACUGUCAUCUCACGAGAAAAGAUAGAACUUCUUGUGAUGGGAGACACGGAUUUUGUUGACAUCUUCAUGUCUGGUGGCCUUCAAGAUCCUAAUGAUCCCUUCCUAAGAUCUAUACCAUUUCUGGAAGACUGGCCGAUCGAAAAACUUGCUGAACACCCGAAGAAAGCAAUACUGAGCUAUUUCAAGCGUGGGACGAUCCUUGUACCAGACAGUAAAGACAGUGAAUGGCUGUUUGUGGUCAAGUCGGGAAGCUGCAGUAUAUUCAAAAAGUUGGAAAACGUGAAUGCAAGAAAGUACAGAAGACCUACACGAGCUCUGGAGUACAGAGAGAAAUUGGUUGCGGCAGCAAAGAAUGACAGUGUGAUAUCACAUGAAGAUCAGAUAACACUUUUACGGGAAGAUGAAAUUAAACGACUUGAGCAGAAAAAUCUCUACUUCCGCUUUUAUGCCCUGCCUGAAAUAAACAUUGCUACUAAUGCAGCCUAUCAAGAAUUAAGGAAACUGCACUUUGAGCAUAUCAACCAGAAUAGCGUUACGCGAGCGUUAGGUAACUUAGGAGCAAUGUCUAUGCAUGGUGGCGACACAGAAUCCGUGGUGACUGAGGCCGAGUCUAAAUACAGAGAACAUGCACAAGAGGAGGUUAAAAAUUUCCGGAAAAAAUCCAUGGCCAAUCUACACAAUUUGGUCGCAAAGGGUCCUUACCUGAAGCCCAAGCAACUGAUUUCUGAUGACGGUCACCGUCCGCAAUCUACAACGACAUAUGCGGACGAUUUUGAGACCGAGGUAGAGCGGAAGAGGAAGCAGGUGACCAUCAGAUCGGACACACCAGAUAGUAUGCCGCCGGCACCAGCGGAAGACCCACCGACAUUUAUUGAAGUAAGAAUUCUACAGAAAGGAAUGUCUUUCGGAGUGGAGGAGUUGGUGUUUGACAAUCAGCCAGGUUUCAGUCUUGUCAGCAAUGGCGUGGAGGUCAUGAUGAUUAAUAAGAAGUUCUUCCAAGAAUAUGUCAACAAUGACAUGCUAGUCAGGUUGAAAGAGAGGACAUAUCCGUAUCCUUCCGAUGAUGACCUGAAAAAGAACUUGGAACUUCAGUUGUCUUGGGACCACCACAGGAAAGCGGAGGUGAAUAAUACUCUUAGGGAUAUCAAGCUGAAGCGUUGCACACCCGGUGAUGCGAGGGCAAUCUUGGAUAUUCCUGCAGAAAUCAGAUAA